Molecule: messenger RNA, 1455 nt
Organism: Alternaria novae-zelandiae
Lineage: Eukaryota; Fungi; Ascomycota; Dothideomycetes; Pleosporales; Pleosporaceae
Exons: 3
Coding region: 1-1455 (484 amino acids)
Biological process (GO): xenobiotic detoxification by transmembrane export across the plasma membrane
Cellular component (GO): membrane
Molecular function (GO): antiporter activity; xenobiotic transmembrane transporter activity
Source: RefSeq, a predicted model, not a curated record
AUGGACGCUCCCGAGGCGCGCAGGUUCUCGACGAGCACGGCUGAGCGCGUCGGCUUACUUAGGGCGCACGAAAACGCGGCGAAGCAGAAUCAAUAUGGCGCAAUUCCGGAUCCCUCUGAGAUUGAGAGUCUGCUGGGUGGAGAUGGGACGACAGAAGAGCUGGGGACCACGGCGGGGCAGGAAGCCAAGUUGCUGCUGAAGUACAGCGUUCCGUUGAUGGGGACGUACCUGCUGCAGUACUCAUUCAGUUUGGUGACGAUAUUCGUCGUAGGGCAUAUCGGAACGGAUGAGCUUGGUGCGGUCUCUCUAGCCACAAUGACAGCCAAUAUCACCGGACUAGCAAUCUACGAAGGACUGGCCACAUCACUAGACACUCUCUGCGCGCAAGCUUAUGGUUCCGGGAAGAAGACCAUGGUCGGACUCCACCUUCAACGCAUGAUCCUCUUCAUGUUAGCUGUGACCAUCCCCAUCGGAGCUAUCUGGCUGUGUUCAGGUUGGAUUUUGGCCGCCCUGGUCCCCGAGAAGGCGAUUGCGCAUCUCGCUGGAUACUACCUCUCGUUACUCCUCGCAGGAGCACCAGGAUAUGCCAUCUUCGAGGCUGGCAAGCGAUUCACGCAAGCACAGGGCCUGUUCAACGCUUCGCUCUUUGUCUUGCUCAUUGCGACGCCUAUCAAUAUAGCUCUGAACUAUAUUUUCGUCUUCGUUCUGGACUGGGAUCUCACGGGUGCUGCCCUCGCGACUGUCAUCUCCAACAACCUCCUACCAUUACUGCUUUGGAUAUAUGUGUACUUCGUUAACCCGUCUUCGCUGGAAUGCUGGGGCGGCUUCACGAAGGCUGCGUUCACCCAUUGGGGGCCGAUGGCAAAAUUAGCAGUCCCAGGUAUCGUCAUGGUCGAGACCGAGUGGCUAGCUUUUUCAAUCGUCAUGACUCUAGCAGUAGCCAUCUACCACGUCCCCUUCUCCGUCGGCGUAGCCGUCUCAACCCGCCUGGGCAACUUAAUCGGCGCCGGCUCCCUCUCCGCCGCCCGCACCGCCACAAAAACGUACAUCCUAACCUUCCUCGCCAUCGGCCUCAUCGACUUCGCCUUCCUAACCGCCUGUCGAAACGUCCUCCCCAAAGCCUUCACCAGCGACCCUGAAGUCGUCAGCAUAGUCGCCACCGUACUCCCCUUACUCGCUGCUUUCCAAUUCGCGGAUUCCACGACCGCACUUGUAAACGCCUUGCUUCGUGGACUGGGAAAACAGAAUAUUGGGGGCUGGUGCAAUCUCUUCGUGUACUAUGUUAUUGCGGUGCCGUUGGCGCUUUUCCUUUGUUUCAAGCAGGAUAUGAAGUUGGUGGGGCUUUGGACUGGGUGUGCGGUGGGUUCGGCCUGCAUUACGGUAUCUGAGGGUAUUUAUAUGAAGUUUUAUAAUUGGGAUAAGGCGAUUGAUGAUGCGAGGGAGAGACAGGAGUAG